AUGUUGCCUGAUGCUGCAGAAUCAUGGCAAUACGCGCAGGCUUGGCAGACGGUCAGCCAAAAUCCACCAGAAGAUUGUGCGCUGCAGAUGGCCAUGGCCCAAUGCUCUCUCCAAAAAUUACCAACAAAGCCCCCAAUUUUGGAGACGGAUGAGGAGACGGAGCUGGCUCGGGCGUUUGCCGUGCCGGCGCCGCCUCCUCGGGCGUUUGCCGCGCCGGCCCCGCCUCCUCCAGCAUUUGGUGCGCCUGCGCCCUCGAAGACGGUGUCCUUUGAAGAUGUGGCCGUGUAUUUCACGAAGAGAGAGUGGGGCCUGCUUGACUCAAAUCAGAGAGCCUUAUACAAGGAUGUCAUGCUGGAAAAUUAUGGGCAUGUGGCCUCACUGGUGGAUCCAGUCACCAAGCCUGUGCUCAUCUCUCAUCUGGAAUGCGGACACGAGCCGUGGGUGCUACAGUCUCAGGACUUGGAUGCCACAGAGGUCUCCAGCAAAACUUCAGAUGACUUGAGGGAGAAGGACACUGAAAGUGGGGAGUGGAUUACAAAGGAAUUUGCUCUUGACAGAUGUCAGCAAGACAGCACUGAAGGGGAUUCUUAUGAAGGCUUGGAGUAUGGAACCUGCUUUGCUCAACAAGCACCAUUUCUGAACCACAUGUGGGUCCAAGAGAAACCCUACACCUGUGUGGAGUGUGGGAAAUGUUUUGCUCACCAUUCUGUCCUGGUGACCCACCUGAGGGUUCACACAGGAGAGAAGCCCUAUAAAUGCCCAGAGUGUGGGAAGCGUUUUGGUCGCCAGUCAAUGCUGGUGACUCACCAGAGACUGCACAAAGGGGAGAAACCCUACCAGUGUUUUGAGUGUGGGAAAUGUUUUGCCGAUCCUUCGGCCUUUUUUAAACACAAGCGAGUCCACACGGGAGAGAAGCCUUAUAGAUGCCCAGAGUGUGGAAAGUGCUUUUCUCAACAAUCAACACUUGUCAGUCAUCACAGACUUCACAUGGGAGAGAAACUUUACAGAUGCUUGGAGUGUGGGAAGUGUUUUUCUCAACAGUCCACGCUCGUUAGCCACCAGAGACUCCACACUGGGGAGAAACCCUAUCAGUGCAUGGAGUGUGGGAAGUGUUUUGCUCAAAACUCAGGCCUUAUGAGCCACCAGAAACUCCAUACAGGAGAGAAACCUCACAAAUGUGUGGAAUGUGGGAAAUGUUUUGCUCAGCGUUCAGUACUUAUGAGACACCACAGAGUCCACACAGGAGAAAAACCCUAUAAAUGCCCUGAAUGUGGGAAAUGUUUUACUCAACAUGCAAGCCUUGUGAAACACCAGAGACUCCACACAGGAGAAAAACCCUACAAAUGCUUGGAGUGUGGGAAAUGCUUUGCUGACACUUCAGGCCUUGGGACUCACCAGAGAGUUCACACAGGAGAGAAGCCCUUCAAAUGCCUGGAAUGCGGCAAAGGCUUUACUCGUCAAUCAUACCUAGUGACACACCAAACAAUCCACACAGGAGAGAAACCGUAUAAGUGCCAGGAAUGUGGGAAAUGUUUUGCUGACAAUUCUGGGCUAGUGAAACAUCAGAGAGUUCACACAGGAGAGAAGCCCUAUAAAUGUUUGGAUUGUGGAAAAUGUUUUGCUGACAACUCAGGCCUGGUGAAACACAAGAGAAUCCACACUGGUGAGAAACCCUAUAAAUGUCUGGAGUGUGGAAAAUGUUUCACUCGCCUGUCCUACCUUGUAACACACCAGAGAAUUCACACAGGAGAGACGCCUUACAAAUGUGUGGAGUGUGGGAAAUGUUUUCCUUACAACUCAGGCCUGGUGAAACACCAGAGAGUCCACACUGGAGAGAAACCAUAUCAGUGCCUAGAGUGUGGGAAAUGUUUUGCAUACAAUUCAGGCCUUAUGAAACACAACCAAAACCACACCGGAGAGAAACCCUAUCAGUGUGUGAUGUGUGGGAAAUGUAUUCCUCAGCAUUCAAACCUUACUAUGCAUCAGAGAAUCCACACUGGAGAGAAGCCCUAUCAGUGCCUAGAAUGUGGAAAGCGUUUUUCUCAACAACCCACUCUCAUCAGAGAAUCCACAUGGGAGAGAAGAUCCAUAAAUGCUCUGAGUGUGGCAGAUGCUUUGCUCAGCAAUCAUACCUUCUGA
Rhineura floridana is the source of this 2139-nucleotide messenger RNA. Its product is annotated as zinc finger protein 260-like. The record is from RefSeq and is a predicted model, not a curated record. The coding region runs from base 1 to 2139 and encodes 712 amino acids. NCBI's taxonomy places the organism in Eukaryota, Metazoa, Chordata, Lepidosauria, Squamata, Rhineuridae. Gene Ontology annotation, biological process: regulation of DNA-templated transcription. The transcript is spliced from 6 exons.